This is a messenger RNA of Loa loa (African eye worm), 258 nucleotides long. RefSeq lists its product as hypothetical. The record is from RefSeq and is a predicted model, not a curated record. The transcript has a single exon. Lineage: Eukaryota; Metazoa; Nematoda; Chromadorea; Rhabditida; Onchocercidae. The annotation marks the transcript as partial.
AUGGUUGACGAUAAUAAAGGUCUUUUAAAUUUAAUAAAUGACGAUCAAGAAGCUAUUAUAAGUUUAGAAGUGUACAAGGAUGAGUUUGAGCUAGUGCCCCAGCGCCUACAGCAAAGCAAGAUAAAUAUCGAACCAUCCCAACUAAAGGAGCCUUCUCAAAUGUUUCAGCAGACAGUAAAUUUGACACAGUUACCACUACUAACAUUUAGUGGUGACCAAAAAUUAUGGAGAGAAUUCUGUAGUAGUUUUGAUGCCGCA